Molecule: messenger RNA, 315 nt
Organism: Triticum turgidum subsp. durum (durum wheat)
Lineage: Eukaryota; Viridiplantae; Streptophyta; Magnoliopsida; Poales; Poaceae
Source: the annotation of a GenBank genome assembly
AUGGCUUGCCAUCUUAGAUCAGUUAGUUUGCCUUCUAGGCCUCACACCAAGGUUGAAGAGGAGCUGCACAGCCUAGAGGCAAGCAUCUCUUCACCCUCCAUGACCAUCGAGACUAUCUCCGAUGGUUUGAGGAGGCUUGGAGACAUCUACAGCACCAUUGAAGAGAUCAUGUGCCUUCCUAGCAACCAAAUUUGCUCUUCCCAGCAAAGGAAGAUGUUGGAAGGUGAAACCGAGUGCUCCCUUGAGCUACUAGAUCUCUGCAAUGCUAUGUAUGAGGACUUCACCGAGUUGAAGGCCAUUAUCCAAGAUCUGUAA